UUUUGCGGCUAAAGCAGUUAAGACUGAAAAAUUGUUAAAUAAAUAUCUUACAUCUAUUAUUAAAAUAAAUCGAAGCUCUAAAUUACAAAGCACAAAGUUCUUUCAAGUGUCAAGCGAUAUAUUAACACAGUCGACUAACUACAUGACUACUGCAAGACAAUGCACUUUGCAACCUUUAUUUGACAUUUAAGAACUCGUUAGAUAAACGGCUUUAAUUCAGACUUGAUCGUUCCGCAAUCGAGAGAAAAAAAACAAAGCAUAAUUGCAACCGCAACCACAACAAAGCAGCUAACAAUAGAUACAAAAGUAUCUGAACCUUGAAGUUAAGUAAACGUUCUGUGCGGCUGCAACAUGUUGCGGUUGAAGUUGAUGCCGCGGCUGCUGCUACUGCUGAGCCUGGCCUGGCCAUCAGCUGUUGAGUCGGCCCAGAUACUUGGAUUGUUCGGACAUCCCGGCAAGAGCCACUUUGAUUUCUUUCGUCCCCUGUUUGUGGCGCUGGCCGAACGCGGUCACAAUGUCAGCAUGUACAGCUAUUUUCCCCUAAAGGAACCGUUGGCCAAUUACACGGAUUACGUCUUCGAGGGCAUGCCGCUGCUCACGGAUUUCGUGGAUCUGAAGAACAUUGAACAACAAUCAGAUCCAUUGGGCAUACCCAUCAAAAUGGGCAACUUCUUCAUGCUGCACGACUGGAGCUUGCGCUCCUGCCAGGUGGCAUUGCACUCGCCACUGAUUGCACAGCUGCUGAACUCGUCGCAGCGCUACGAUGUCAUCAUCUUGGAGCAGUUCGCCAACGACUGUCUCUCUGCAGUUGCCCAUCUGCUGGACGCGCCCGUCAUUGCCUUGAGCAGCUGUGCUAUCAUGUCGUGGCACUAUGAACGAAUGGGCACACCCUACAUCAACUCAGUCACGCCCAUGAACUUUCUGCCCUACACCGAUAAGAUGGGAUUUGUGGCGCGUCUCAAUAACUUUCUUCACUUUCAUAUUGCCAACACGCUGCAUAAAUAUAUAACUGAACCUGCCACAGAUGCUUUGAUCAGAGAACGCUUCGGCUCAGCUCUGCCGCCCAUCAAUGAGAUUGUGAAGAACACGAGUCUUAUGCUCAUCAAUCAGCAUUAUUCUCUAUCCGGCUCAAACGCCUAUACCGCAAAUGUUGUGGAGGUUGGCGGUCUGCAUGUGGGUCCAGCCAAGCCCCUGCCCAAGCACCUGCAAAGCCUCUUCGAUGAGUCCAACUUGGGCGUCAUCUACAUCAGCUGGGGUUCGAUGGUCGAUCCCAGUACUUUAUCUGCUCUCAAGCUUCAGGCACUCUUCGACACCAUCUCCAAUUUCUCUGGCUAUACAUUCGUGAUGCGCUGGAUAAACAAAGCCAUGCCUGAGAAUAAGCCCAAAAACCUGUACACCUUCGACUGGCUGCCUCAGCGUGAUCUGCUCUGUCAUCCGAAAGUCAAAGCCUUCGUCUCACAUAGCGGCCUACUGGGAACUUCGGAGUCCAUCUACUGUGGCGUUCCAAUGCUCGUAACGCCGUUUUAUGGGGAUCAGUUCCUGAAUGCUGCUGCCGUUGUUCAGCGUCGUUUCGGAGUUAUUGUAGAAUUUAGACACUUCGAUGAGCCACAUCUUAGCCAGGCGCUGAGAACUAUACUGGAUGAGGGCUUUGCAGCGCAGAUGAAACGCUUGACAAUUGCCUUUCGCGAGCGACCCCAAGACCCACUUAAACUGGCGGUUUGGUGGACGGAGCAUGUGAUCACCACAAAUGGAGCUCCACUUGUUCAGACCGCUGGCAAUAAUAUCAGUUGGUUUGUCUAUAACUCCAUCGAUAUCUACAUCUGCUGCUUGAUUGUCAUAUUACUCGGUCUCGGUGCAGUCUGGAUCAUGUUUAAGCUUUUGAAAUGGCUUUGUGGCGGGGGAGCUGUUGCCAAGAAACGCAAAACUAAAAAAAACAAAAUGACGCAGUUGCGUUCGUUGCUGGCAGCGCUGCUGCCGCUGCUGCUAUUGCUGCAGGAGCACGUCUCAGUGGAUGCCGGUCGGCCGCUGAAAAUUCUGGGCUUGUUCCCCCACCCCGGCGUCAGUCACUUCCACUUCUUUCAGCCCAUCAUGCAGGCCCUGGCCGAGGCCGGACAUGAAGUCAACGUCGUUAGCCAUUUUCCGGCUAAAAAUCCAACUGUACGCUACAAGGAUUUUCCGCUAACAGGCACAGAGAAGCUGACAAAUAGCGUUGACUUGAAGUUCUUCGAUAAGCGCCCUUUCUACAACCAUUUCAUUGAGUUCUUUAUGCUCCACGAAUGGGGCAAGGAGGCUUGCAACUUAACCUUACGUUCGGAGGCUUUGCAGUCGGUACUUAAGCGCAGGGCUGGCUACUAUGACGUUAUUAUUCUGGAACAAUUCAAUACGGAUUGCAUGAUGGGCGUGGCACACCAACUGCAGGCACCAGUUGUCGCCCUAAGCUCCUGCUCGCUGAUGCCGUGGCAUUUCGAGCGCAUGGGCGCUCCGAUAAUCCCAUCGCAUAUACCGGUCUUAUUCCUGGGUCAAUCGCAGGAUAUGAACUUUGGCGCGCGUUUGGCCAACUGGUUUAGCUUUCAUGCGCUCAACUGGAUGUACAAGCUCAUAUCCGUCCCCGCAGCUGAUGCGUUGGUGCAGUACAAGUUUGGACACACGACACCCUCGGUGGGUGAGCUGGUGAAGAACACCUCGGUUAUGUUUGUGAACACACACUAUUCGCUGAGCGGGCCGAAGCCGCUGCCGCCCAACAUCAUCGAGCUGGGCGGCGUGCACAUCCAAAAGGCAAAUCCGUUGAACGCCGAUCUGCAGCGUCUGCUGGACAAUGCUGAGCAUGGGGUGAUACUCAUCAGUUGGGGCUCCAUGAUACGCGCCAAUUCGUUGUCGCCGGAGAAGCGAGAUGGCAUUGUGCGCGCCGUGACCCGUCUCAAGCAGCAGGUCAUCUGGAAGUGGGAGAACGAGACGCUCGACAACAAGCCGCCCAAUCUGCACAUCAUGAAUUGGCUGCCACAGCGGGACAUACUCUGUCAUCCCAAUGUGAAGGUCUUCAUGACGCAUGCCGGCCUCAUGGGCAGCUCCGAGGCGGCCUACUGUGGUGUGCCCGUUGUGGCAACGCCCAUGUACGGAGAUCAGUUCCUGAAUGCGGCUGCCCUGGUGCAGCGCGACAUGGGCGUGCUGCUGCACUACGAGGAUAUUGGCGAAAAUACGGUUAUGCGAGCUUUGAAGCGGGCCCUGGAUAAGAAACACGUGGAUGCUGCCAAGCUGGUUUCCCACUCGUUCAGAUAUAGACCGCAACAGGCACUGCAGCAGGCCAUCUGGUGGGUGGAGCAUGUGGCUCACACUGGGGGUAAUCCUCUGUUGAAAUCCAGCGCUGUGGAGUUGUCCCGCUUUGUCUACUACUCGCUGGACUGUUAUAUUGUCUUAGGCCUUAUUCUGGCCAUUGUAGUUGGCAGUUGGAUUGCACUCAUACGCCGCUGCUGCGGCCAGCAACCCAACAGAAAGAACAAAAGGGAUUAAAUCGAUUGAUCCUUGGCUAAGUCUAUGUGAUAUUUUGUAUGUGAAUGUCUGUUGUGGUCCUAUUACACCUAGUUUAGUAAUUCCUGCUUCCAACUAUUAAGCGUCUUGUUUGGAAAUUUUGUAGUCGAUGUAUCUUAACGAAUAUGGAAAAGAUACGAAAUGUUAAUUAAGUCAA
Molecule: messenger RNA, 3682 nt
Organism: Drosophila hydei
Lineage: Eukaryota; Metazoa; Arthropoda; Insecta; Diptera; Drosophilidae
Exons: 10
Coding region: 352-3507 (1051 amino acids)
Molecular function (GO): UDP-glycosyltransferase activity
Source: RefSeq, a predicted model, not a curated record